UCACCUACAAGAGGCUCUAAACUGGUUUAUUCAAUUGACCCAAUAAUUGGUUUUCUGUUCUUGUGAUGGGAAAUGUUUGCUGGCUUUAAGCUCAGUUUCUUAUUGUUACGGUCACUGCCUCUUGUUUUUUAUUGGUGGCUUUCUUGUUCUUACAGUCACCGACUGUUGUUUGUUCUUGUUCGUGUGAUUGGAAAUUUGUUUUUCAUGGUUGUAUUGAACUGAUUGUGAACUCUAAAUGGUGUUAUGUAAGCUUGUGAAAAUAAGAAUGAAAAACGGAGACAAUGCUGUCAAAGGGGAAUUCUAUCUGUUACCAAACGCGGGUCAUGGAUAUGUUUUAGACAAUGCUUCUAAAUGGUGCUAUGUGGGUUAAGUUAGCUUGUCAAAAACAAAACAUCUUCUCUAGAAGGGUUAUAUCAAUCGUUGUCAAGAGAGUGAGAUUCUAAGCUAAAGAUUACAGGAGAGAAUGCUGUGAGAGGGGAAUAAUUUAUGCAACAGACUUUAGGGAGUAAACAUGAAAAAACUCAUAUUCUGGUUUUCAAAAUUUUAGCUCCUUAACAAAAGAAGCGUUAAAGAAGCAGCAGAUGUGACUAUAAAACCUCUCUUCUCUUUUGUGCACAUCUCUCUCACAUAGGAAGUGGCUGAAAAAUAGGAGCCAUUAUCAAAAUUUACCAUAAUCAGAACCAUUCUAGUAUUAAUAAUUGGCUGAAGAUGUUUCAUGCCAGAUUUAGGGACGAUUAAAGAUUUUGGUAAAUCCAGUACCCAAUGGCCAAUGAUGGCUAGCUGUUGUAGUUGUGGGUACACCAUUUUCUUUUCUCUUUCUUAUUGAUUAGAUAUUUAGAAGAUGAAGAACCCUUCUUCCUCCUCCAUGGACUGAUUGAGAUUAAAUUUGGCUGAAUAUGGUGUAUAAUUUUAAGAUAGUUCUGUUUUCAUGCUUUUGUUUUCUAUCCAAGUAGUCUCUUCACUUAAAUUCAUCAAAAUUAUUUUAAUAAAUAACAAAUUUACCUGGUCAAGACACUUGAGUUGAAUAAUUGGUACAAUAGCUUUUUAUGAUGUUAAAAAGAACUUCCAAAACUGGAGAAAUGCCCAUCGAUAGGUUAAGAAUAUACGAUUCGCAAAAAUUGAAUUUUAUUAUGUGCAGUGCAAAGAAUUUAAACAUAUAAAUUAGCAAACCCCAUAGCAAAGGUUGGUGAUCAAGAAGUUCCAUGGCUUAGGUUGGUGACCUCCAUUGAACUUUGGAGUGGUGCUUGCCUAAGGUCUGUCUAUUGUGGCAGAUCAUAUGUCAUAAAUAAUUUGUGGCAGUGGGGGAAUGGACUUGUGCGACCCCUUCCCAUUACUAGAUUAAUUUUUAAAUAAACUCUGUUUUAUGUUUUGAUAUUUAUGUUUUUGAUUUGUCAUUCUACUUAAGUAUUGUUGUUUGUAUUUAGAACUAAUAUCUUCUUCUUUGAAUAAUGCUACUUUGUCAUCGACAGGACAAUUCAUACAAAUUUCUUAUUGACCUAUCAAAUAUUAGAAAAAUCCCAUAGUUGGACUUUUUCGUGCACGAGUAAUUUCGAUGCUUAGACUCCGACUGAGCCCAUUUCACAUACCCUUUGCUUUCUCUUCCACAUUCAGUUCACUUCCAGAUCCUCACUACCUUAACAAUUGUCUUCACUUUUUUUUUUCAAAACAAAAUCUAACGUUCCAAUCUCUUCUUCAAUUUCAUUCCACCAUUAUCACCACUGGAAACUCGAACAAUGUCUUCUUUGCCACAAAGCUCAUGGCCUUUUAUGCCUCUCAUAGGCAACCUGUGUUCUCCACACAAUUGUUUCGCUUGAUUCAUUCUAAGGACAAAUUUCUUUGGAAUUCCAUCAUCCAAUCCCACUUCUCCAAUGGUGAUUACCAACGGGCAUUUGAUUUCUACCUCCAGAUGCGAGCCUCGAGUAGCCUGCCAAACCAGUUUACAGUUCCCAUGGUAGUUUCCACUUGCGCAGAAUUGAUGAUGCUCAACCAUGGCAUGAACAUUCAUGGGUUGGCUUUAAAACUUGGGCUCUUUGUUGAUAAUUCUGCUAUAGGUUCUUCUUUCAUAUAUAUGUAUUCCAAAUGUGGUCACGUAGAAAGUGCAUCUCUCAUGUUCAAUGAAAUUACUGUUAAAGAUGUGGUUGCUUGGACUGCCCUUAUAGUUGGGUAUGUUCAAAAUAACGAGAGUGAUAGAGGUUUGAAAUGUUUGUUUGAGAUGCAUAGGAUUGGAGGGACACCAAAUCACAAAACAAUAGGAAGUGGGUUUCAAGCUUGUGUUGAUUUGGAUGCUUUAUUAGAGGGUAAAUGCUUACAUGGUUUGGCUUUAAAAGGUGGAUUUCUCUGUUUUGAAGUUAUUAAAUCUACUAUUCUCUCUCUGUAUUCAAGGUGUGGGUCACCUGAAGAAGCUUAUCGUUGCUUUCAUAAAGUAGACCAAAAAGACCUCAUCUCUUGGACAUCAAUUAUUGCAGUUCACUCUAAAUUUGGGUUAAUGAGCAAAUGUCUACAUUUAUUUUGGGAGAUGCAGGCCGGUGAAAUAAUCCCAGAUGAAAUUGUGAUCAGUUGUAUGCUUAUGGGAUUUGGUAAUUCUGAUAGAAUCUUUGAAGGAAAAGCCUUCCAUGCUUGGAUUUUGAAACAGUGUUGUGCAAUGAGUGGAAUAACCCAAAAUGCAUUACUCUCCAUGUAUUGUAAGUUUGGACUCUUAGGUACGGCAAAUAAGAUCUUCCAUAGUUUUCAUAAAAGCAGUGAAGAUUGGAAUACAAUGAUAUUAGGAUAUAGCAAUAUGGGGCAGAGUGAAAAGUGCAUUGACCUUUUAAGGGAGAUGCAUGUCUUAGGCAGAGAACCUGAUUUUAAUAGUUUAGUUUCAGUCAUUUCUUCAUGUUUGCAAGUUGGAGCUAUCAAUAUUGGUCGGUCCGUUCACUGCUAUGCUAUUAAAAACUCAAUAAUUGAAAAUGUAUCAAUAGCUAACUCGCUCAUGGACAUGUACGGAAAAAGUGGCAAUUUAACUGCCACAUGGAGGAUAUUUCAUAGGACACAACAAAGGGAUAUUAUCUCAUGGAAUACGUUGAUUUCGUCCUACAAGCAAAGUGGGAAUCUUGCUGAAGCAAUUAUUUUAUUUGAUAAAAUGGUUAAAGAAAAGGUCUACCCCAAUGAAGUUACUUGUGUAAUAGUUCUUUCGGCAUGUGCUCAUUUUGCAUCCUUAGAUAAAGGCAAAAAGAUCCACCAGUAUAUAAAGGAAAAUGGAUUUGAGACCAAUAUCACUGUUAGAACUGCAUUGAUUGAUAUGUAUGCAAAAUGUGGGGAGCUCGAGACAUCAAGAAAAUUGUUCAAUGCAAUGGAAGAAAGAGAUGCUAUUUUGUGGAAUGUCAUGAUAUCAAAUUAUGGGAUGCAUGGACGUGUAGAAUCUGCAAUGGAGAUCUUCCAACUAAUGGAAGAGUCAAAUAUUAAACCGAAUGCACAAACCUUUCUUUCUCUUCUCUCAGCUUGUAAUCAUACAGGGCAUGUUGUUGAAGGAAGGCAUCUCUUUGAUAGAAUGCAGAAAUAUGGUGUCAAGCCUAGUCUGAAGCACUAUGCUUCUAUGGUUGAUCUUCUUGGCAGAUCGGGUAGUCUUGAAGCAGCUGAAGCUUUGGUUUUAUCAAUGCCCAUCACUCCUGAUGGCACUGUUUGGGGCUCCUUGUUAAGUGCAUGUAAAAUUCACAAUGAAUUUGAAAUGGGGGUAAGGAUUGCCAGAUAUGCAAUAGAGUCUGAUCCAAAAAAUGAUGGGUAUUAUAUAAUAUUGUCUGACCUGUAUGGUUGCUUGGGAAGGUGGGAGGAGGUGGAAAAAGUGCGUGAUAUGAUGAAGAAAAGAGGGGUGGAGAAGAGAGCUGGCUGGAGUGCCCUAUGAAUGAAGUAGUGGCUUUCAGUAUUGCUUGAAAACAUUUCAUACCUUGAAUUAUACAACUUCAUAGAAAUCUCAAGAAUUAUUUCAAGGGCAAAAUAUGACGAUCAAAAUGAGAAAGAGUUGGAUCCACACUCGUCUGGAACUCUUUGCCUUCGAUAAUGUUUCCUCAUACACUGAAAAAAUAGUUGGCUUUCAGUUGGAAGAAUUUAACAGGGAACUAACCAAAAAGUAGGUUCCCUUUGCAUGUAGCUGGUAACAUCGUUUGGAACUCAAUUCAAGCAUUCACAAGAAACCAUGUGGCUAUUAGAAGUGGAAAGAGAUGUGAUGCAGAUUCCUAUGUGAACUGAAUCAGUCUGCCACUCAGAUGGUUAAGAAAAGGAACCGAGCAUAUGGAUGGAAAUUGAAGACUUGAAAGUAUUAAUCAAGAAGAGAGGGCUUAAAGACUCAAUUUUGGGUCCUAAGUAUGAAAAGAUAAAGAGUAGGAGUCAAAGAGCCAGAAAAGAAAGCUUUGCUUGAAAGAGCAUUGCUCGGUGCUCUAAACUUAAAACCAAACAGGGGGGAAAGCGUUGCAUGGCUAGCAGAGAGCAUAUCACAACGCUUCGGAAGAUGAAAGGAUGCCAUUGUCACUUGACGCUACAGAGCAUUGGGUAGCAUCGCAACGCUACUUAUAGUGUGGCCAUGCUAUUGCAAUGUGUAGCUAUUUAAUUUUCGUUUGUUCAGGUUUUUGGAGGUCAUUCAGCUGGGGUUUUAGAGUUCAAGAGAGAGGAGACUAUUUCUCAGAGAGAUGGAAGCUGGGGAUCGUGAUGGAGGACAAAGGGUUUGAGGACGAAAGUCAAGAGCUAGAGAAGCGAUUGACGGAUGUGUGGUUGAUACCUUCUUUAAGCGCAAGUAUACAAUGAUGUCAAGUAAUAUAAAACAGAAGGGAAUGGUUCACAAGGUUUCCAUAACGACUUGAAUGCAAAUGGUGAUUAGACAGAUGACUGAGAGGUUAUCGAUAAAAAUGUUGGAUUAAUUGAACAGAUCGAGUAAGUUCAAAUUGAUGUAACAUGAAACCUACUAGUCCGAAAGCAUUGUGGAGAGCAACGAAAGUUCAUAGAGACCACCUAAUUGAUACUAACGAGUAAAUCUUCUUGUGUUUCAGGAUCCCUAUUUGCUUUGUUAGAAUAAAAAGAAACUUGUAUGAAAUGAAAGACUUUCAAGGGGUAAAUAAGGGCUUCCUUGUAGUUGAGACCAUAUGUUUCAGUCAAGUCUUUAGUUACUGGCUGUUCCGAUUUGUUGUGUGUAAAAACAAUAAAGAAAAGUGAAAUGAGAAAUUAAAUGAUGAGAAGGGGAUUCAAAAUAA
Messenger RNA from Benincasa hispida (wax gourd), 5216 nucleotides. Its product is annotated as Pentatricopeptide repeat (PPR) superfamily protein. Gene Ontology annotation, molecular function: RNA binding; protein binding. NCBI's taxonomy places the organism in Eukaryota, Viridiplantae, Streptophyta, Magnoliopsida, Cucurbitales, Cucurbitaceae. The record is from RefSeq and is a predicted model, not a curated record. Gene Ontology annotation, biological process: RNA modification.